This is a messenger RNA of Dictyostelium discoideum AX4, 177 nucleotides long. RefSeq lists its product as hypothetical. Bases 1 to 177 code for a protein of 58 amino acids. NCBI's taxonomy places the organism in Eukaryota, Evosea, Eumycetozoa, Dictyosteliales, Dictyosteliaceae. The transcript has a single exon. The record is from RefSeq and is a predicted model, not a curated record.
AUGGAGUUAGUAAAAUGUCAACCUGGUAUAUGCAAUUGUUCAUGUAAACCCGAGUCAUUGAUACCAACAACAACCUCAACCUCAACAACAACAACUUCAACAACAACUUCAACAACAACUUCAACAACAACAACAACAACAACAACAACAACAAAAGAUUUCAAUACAGAAACAUAA